UGAAACGGCAAAUAUAUAUAAACUUACAAACGAAAAUAGUGCGGAAUAUAUUUUUCAGCGCAAUGGCGCCUGCCUUGUUAAAUGCAACAACAACAACAGCAGCAGCAGCAGCAACAACAGCAACCACAUUAGUGAACAUAUUUAGCACUACAACAGUAGCGCCAGCUGUGACUUAUAGCUGGACUGGUCAGAACAAUGUCACCAUUUGGGACAAUGAGCCUGGCUAUGUGUACUUCUAUUCCAGCUAUGUGUGCUAUGUGGUGUUGGUGUUUCUAUUUAUUAUACUGCUGCCUUUGGCACUAAUAGCGAGCUCCAUGCAACGCAAGCGUCGCGAUGCUGAACGUCGUUUGGCCGCACAAAGAUUACAAGCACGCCGUCAAAUGGAACUUAGCGUCACCAGCAAUGCUACACACAUGGACAACAGCUCCGUUGCUAACACUGAAGCUAACAAUGACAUGAGCAUAUUGCCCAAGGGCAUGGAUCUGCCGCCCAGCUAUGAUGAGCUCUCGUUGAAGCCAGUGGGCGCCUCAACGCUUACCAUUACCACCAAUCUGUCAGCCAGCAAUCCAGCGCUGAACGAGCCGCCACCAGAGUAUGAGCUAACCACCAGCACCACGACUACCACUACAGUGGUCAUCAAUAACAACAGCAAUCAAUAAAAAAAAGUUAAUCCAAAAUUGUUUGCCAUAAACGUUACA
Messenger RNA from Drosophila busckii, 698 nucleotides. RefSeq lists its product as uncharacterized. The transcript has 3 exons. The record is from RefSeq and is a predicted model, not a curated record. NCBI's taxonomy places the organism in Eukaryota, Metazoa, Arthropoda, Insecta, Diptera, Drosophilidae. The coding region runs from base 63 to 659 and encodes 198 amino acids.